AGUGAAAAUUGAAAAGACGAAAAGAUGGCGUUGCUGCCCUCUCGGAGCGAGGUCCUCUCACUCUUCCGGUCAUUUCUCAGGACGGCGCGUGAAUACACAGACUAUAACAUGAGGAAGUAUGUCAAGCGCCGCACAAUCGAUGCCUUCCGCCACAAUUAUCACCUCUCGGACCCGUCGGCGACGGUCGCAGCCUUCACCGAUGGAAAGUCACAUCUCGGCGUGGCUAAGCGACAGGCCGUCGUCUACUCACUUUACGCGCCUAGGGUGACGAGCGUCAUGGAAAUCAAUCACCCGUGAAUCAUUAAUUUCAUAAAUUUCAUUCAAAGCAGGGAAUUGGUGAAAGAACCGGGCGACAUGAAGAAAUUGAGGAGUAGCAUCUUUACCUUGAGAAGACAGGUGAACGAAAUUUAUAAUGUAUUGGAUAGAUUGAAAUACAACGGCUUUUUCAUGAGAAUACAUAAACAUGUAAUGAAUUAUUCUGCUUGCUGAUUUCAGAAAUAAUUUUAUUAGAGCUGGU
This is a messenger RNA of Olea europaea var. sylvestris, 517 nucleotides long. RefSeq names its product protein ISD11. The transcript has a single exon. NCBI's taxonomy places the organism in Eukaryota, Viridiplantae, Streptophyta, Magnoliopsida, Lamiales, Oleaceae. Gene Ontology annotation, biological process: iron-sulfur cluster assembly. The coding region runs from base 25 to 297 and encodes 90 amino acids. The record is from RefSeq and is a predicted model, not a curated record.